CGCAUAAAUCCAACAAAUCUAAAGCGUUAAUUUCUCGUUAGGGAUCGCCUGCGAUGUCUACGAGAAUUCACGGAAGGUCCACAUUCAUUUCUCGCGUGAUCCGAGGAGCAGAUAUCCCGGAAGCGAAUUCGUACGAGAUUCGAGCGCGCUUCUCCGUGCCGAAGGGCUCGCCCUAGGAUUACACCGUAACCGCCGUUGCACGCGCGCGGCAGGUAAACAAGGCUGGGCCGGCCAGACUGGGCCAGACGAAAAUCCGCACUCACCGUGUGGCACGAGGGAAGAGGAAAUAUAAUAGUGUGCAGAGAGAGAGAGAAAGUUACAAGAUCAGACUUAAGAAGCCUCAAGUGGAGAAUGAUAUUCCAGUGGAUAGAAAAAUAGAAAUUGAUUUAAAAAAAAACAAAACUCAAAAUAAGCUGUUAUUGGGAGAUUGAAGAAUAAAAAUGUAAAUAAUGAAUUAAUUGUGAGAACGCCUUUCAGACAAGAACACUUAUCGAUUCACAAAUGAAUCACAGAUAUUCUGAUAAUAAUAAGAGUACAUUUUUUCUCUAAAACAUAACUGUACUGAUUAUAAAUUGAAGGAAUCAUGAAUGUGCUGGAUGUUGUUUAUCUUAUUUCUUCACGAAAUAACACAUAUAUCAUCUAUUAUAAUUUAUUUAAUUUGAUGUCUGUUUUUAUUAUAGAUUGGUUGAAGCUUCGGCGGGAUCACAGGAUAAUCGGCGAAUUAGUGGGUUCUUUCCCAAAAUUAACUAGACAAGAAAUAUUUUUAGGUCUCCCAUUGCUUUUAUUGCCAGAAGAAGUUACUCUAUUGCUUGAAAAGAAAAUCGCUUGCCUGGUAGAAUGUACGAGCCUAAAGACACAGCCAGAUGAAUCAUUAAGUCAAAGAUUUGUAGAGUACAGAGAUAAACUGUUCCUGGAGCAAGGAAACUGUUUAAAAGACAACAGAAAGAAACAGAUUAUCUCUAUGAUGGACAAGAUUAUAGACGGAAAAAAACGCAAGAUGUUAGGCUUGCAUACAAGCAAAAAGAAUAUGAAGAAACCAUUGGAUAAGAAAAUGCAGGAAGCCUUGGAUAAUAUUGAAAUCGAUACUGAAAGUUUGCUUGAAGAAGAAUUGGCUAAAUUGCCCAAACUAAAAAAAAGUGAUGCACUCGUUCAAAUACAUACAGCAUAUCCAUGGUCUAAUAAAGAUGAUGUAAAAAUAGUAGAAUGGAAAUAUCCGAUUACAUCUGAUCAGCAACUUAAGUAUAAGGUAUAUAAAGAUCUUUGGGAGAGGCAAUAUUAUAUUACCAGUGGAGAGAAAUUUGGUGGUGACUUUCUAGUAUAUCCAGGUGAUCCAAUAAUGUUUCAUUCACAAUAUAUCAUACAAUGUAAACGCGGGGACGAAGAGAUACCUAUCACAGAUGUUGUUGCUCAGUGCAGACUCAGUUGUCAUGUUAGGAAAACAUUGGUGUUUGCUACGUAUCAUGAAGAAGAAGAUGUAGUAAAAUAUCAAUCUUUUCAGUGGACAGAAUGUAGUGCAUUAGAAAACAGCUGAUAUAACAUUAUUUUAUUUAAAAAUAUUUAUAUUUUAU
Messenger RNA from Mycetomoellerius zeteki, 1568 nucleotides. It is a transcript of the gene Tsen34, whose product is annotated as tRNA splicing endonuclease subunit 34. Gene Ontology annotation, cellular component: tRNA-intron endonuclease complex. The record is from RefSeq and is a predicted model, not a curated record. NCBI's taxonomy places the organism in Eukaryota, Metazoa, Arthropoda, Insecta, Hymenoptera, Formicidae. Gene Ontology annotation, biological process: tRNA splicing, via endonucleolytic cleavage and ligation; tRNA-type intron splice site recognition and cleavage. The transcript is spliced from 5 exons. Gene Ontology annotation, molecular function: nucleic acid binding; tRNA-intron lyase activity. Bases 584 to 1531 code for a protein of 315 amino acids.